Funneliformis caledonium is the source of this 942-nucleotide messenger RNA. The record is from the annotation of a GenBank genome assembly. Lineage: Eukaryota; Fungi; Glomeromycota; Glomeromycetes; Glomerales; Glomeraceae.
AUGAGUUAUCAAUUCCAAACUGAACAUCCUGAAAAUCCUAAAAUGGUACGAGCUUGCGUUUUCAUCGAUUCAAGUAAUCCUGAUUUACCAAAUCAAAUCAUGAGCAAUUCUUCCCAUCCUUUCAUAAAACCACCAUUCCCACCUCUCAUCGAUCCAAAAGAUCUAUUGAUCAUAGGUAAAGAUAAUAAACCAUCUCGUUCUCCGAACGCGUUCAUCAUUUAUCGCAAAGUUUUCUUUAAAACCACCAGAGAUCAAGGGUAUUUCUUACCAAUGACCAUCGUGUCCUCCAUGGCGUCCAAAUCUUGGGACCAAGAAUCUGAGGAAGUGAGGGGUUAUUACAAAUUACUAGCUAAGGAAGCUUACAAAUAUCGAACCGAAAGGUUUCCCAAGAAAAUCAAGCGAAGAAGAAAGAAGGAACCUUGGAACGCUGAUAUCGCUUUUCAAAAUGAUUUAUAUAAUACAUUUUUUGAUGAGACGAAUGAUACAAAUAACGUCUCUUCACAGAUUUCUUCACCAAAUUUAGAACAACAAGGUUAUGAUGCCUCAUCAUUUAACGAAAAUCUUUUUCAAGAAUUCAGCGCAUCGAAUAAUAGUAGCAGCAUGCCAUCUCCGAUUAUUAUGUCGAACGAUGUAUUAACUCAAAACUCGGAUCAACCUUAUCUGUCGAAUGCGGAAUUCAAUGUACAGUUAAAUAACGAUUUUCCAAUUAAUUAUGUUGGACCGUAUCAAUAUGAUCAAUUUGAUCAAAAUUUAUCAUGCCAAAACAAUUUUCCUAAUCAAAUCGAUUCGGCUGAUUUCAUUCCAUACAAUAAUGAUUUAAACACGUAUUCCAAUCAAAUCGAUUAUCUCAAUUAUAACAAUUAUUUACUAAAUUCGCUACCAUAUCAAGGGAUUUGUGUAAAUUCCAAUGGAUCAGAAUACGAAAAUUCUCUUCAGUUAUAA